Molecule: messenger RNA, 15845 nt
Organism: Astrephomene gubernaculifera
Lineage: Eukaryota; Viridiplantae; Chlorophyta; Chlorophyceae; Chlamydomonadales; Astrephomenaceae
Source: the annotation of a GenBank genome assembly
AUAGUAGUAGAAGGUGCUGGUCUUGUGGUUCUUCAGGGGUCCGUUACAAAUACUUGACUGUACCUUCCCGGGCCGUUUCUACGCUAUACGCUUAACUUCGCGAGGCAAAACUUACCAUUCUUAUAUCACAGCGCAGCUUCCAAUAUAUAGCUGCGCCGGUCAUAGGCGGUUUCCAAUAGGAGCGGCGAUGUGGAUAUAAGCUCCUGCAAGGAUGCCCUUACCGGCUUCGCAGGGGCUCGGCGAGGACAGUGGCGUCAGGGGCAAGUCUGGCCAUGUGUCAGGGCGUGUAAUAUCGAAUACACGGACCGUAAAGGGGUCUCCUACAGGGAAUGCGGAAGGAGGCCGCAUGUUGCCAAUCAAAGCCAGCGAGGAGCUUGCAGGCCUAACGUUGUCAAACAGCCAGCCUGCUAUGCCUCCGUCAACCGCCGGCAGGGGCCGCCGGUCCACCAGCGCUUCGAGUGGAGCCCCGACCAGCGAGGAUUCAUUUGACGCAGCCCCGCCCCGUCGCCAGCCCCACCCAAUAAACGCAGAACUUGUGAAGCUGGUGGCGAGCCAUGCACCCCUUGAGCUUGCGCAACUCGCAGCCGUCAGGCAGAAAGCUCGAUUGAAGAAAGCACACGCAUCAAGUACGGACAGUGCAGCGGCAGCGGGCGAUGGCGUCCAAACAGAGGACUAUGUUGCCGUACAGCACAGCUACGAGCCGGAGCCGCUCCAGGAGGCCGCAGCAUUGCAAGCCGAUUUGGGGCACGCCAGGCUCCUCAUGCGGCCUGCAGCAGCGAACACCGCCGUACCCACAUCUGCGGCGGCUAGCCGGCCCAAGUCACGCUCCCCGUCCAGACCAUCUCACCUGCCUGCUGCGCCAGCCAAGGGGGCAACCGUUAAACGGGACCAGAACUUGCUACCCAACCCAGUGGCGGCGAAGCAAGCCCAACUGCUGCAGCGGCAGGCGGCGGCGGCUGCUUUUGCGCAGAACGUUCAGCGGGAACAGGACCUGCUCCGCGCGGAAAAGGAGCGGCGGCUGAAGGCGGAGCAGGACGCCUUGGCGGCACAGCUGGCGGAAGCGGCGGAGGCUGCCAAGUCAGACCCCGCUGAGGUGGCGCAAGCACCGGAUCACAGACCCGCACCCCCCAAACGAAAGAAGUCAGUGUCGCCAUCCAGGGUUAGUGGCGCUGCUGCCUUGCACGGUUUGCAGGCGGCCGCUACAGGGCAAGACUUGGCGGAGAAGAAAGCGGCGGAUCCGCGGCCAUGGCGGCAAGGCAUGCGAAAAAAGUCGUCGGUUUCGCAUGAGGCGCCGGCAGUGGCUCCCCCAGAGGCUGUGCCUAAGCCAAAUACGGACCCGCCACCGCCACGCAAUGUUAGCCCCUGUGCUGCAGCUGUACGGACUCGGACCCUGGACCCUGUGGCACGCUCCCAACUGAAGGAGUUUACUGCUCGCAAGGCGAAGGAGAUGGCUGAGAAGCUGAAGCAGGAGAAGACGGCUCAGUUGGAGGCGAGGACAGCGCACCUCCGGAUUAUGAAGGAGCAGAUGGCGAAGGCCCGUGAGCGCGCGCAAAAGUACGCCGAGACUGCCAAGGAGAGGCCGGCGGAGUACAAAGAGCCGCGGCCAGCAUGGGUCGACAUCGCUGUAGAUGCCGCACCAGCAACAGCUCAGCAUGUCCCGCUCAAUCGGUCUGCUGAUGUAAUGGCUGGGCUGGCGCAGCAGCGUCGUCAAGGAGAGGACGCGCUUCACACGGUGGUGCGUGCCCAGGAGGCGGACGGUGGUGCAAAGGAUAGCCGAGCUGGUCGCGCCAGCACAGCGCCCCGCACGCGCCCUGCAAAUGCGGGCAGGUCGCUCUCCGCUCAACCCGUGAAGCGCCAGCCUGCCAAGAUUGCCCCGGCACCCGCCGAGGUCUUGCGGGCUGCGGAGCUGGGGGCUCGACUAGCUGCCCGCAAACAGUAUGACGAGCGCGUGCGGGAGAUGCAAGCAGCGGAGCGCCGAGACAGCUCCCGUGGUCGUGACACGUACGGCCGUGAUACCUCUCGCGGUCGUCUGCGGAGUCCCACAGCCGGUCGCAAGCACCACUCAGCCUCGCUUCGCUCACCUUCCCGCUCGCCAUCCAAGCGGCCAAAGCAGCAGGCCCGGCGUUCCAGAUCGGGCUCGCGCGCCGGCUCGGCACAGAGGCGUCGGCCGAAUACGGCAGGCCACGCUCCCGUCGCCGCUGCUGCCAGCGGCGGUAGCGGCAACAAUGAGCAGCGCACUCCUGGCAGACAAGUGGCGCGCUCGCAGUCAGACGUGCAGGACCCUCGGAGGCUGGACGGCUUGUGGGACUUGGCGCUGCAGCUUAGUGCUCGGCUGGGAGCUAUGGAGCAGGGCGGGUACAGGGUCCAGCAGCGUCCCAUGCAGGCCUGGCCGGAGGCUGAGGGGCAGCAACUGACAGAGGAGCAGCAUCAGUUUUUGCUCCUGGCAGCGCAGCAGCAGCAAGAGCUUGACCGCCUGUAUUUGGAGUCCGCGGCGGGCGCCCAGCCUGGUUACCCUUACCCAGUAGCUGUCGUGCCAACUGGGUUGCCAUCGGAUCCGGUCCUGUCGCCCAUGGACGCCGGUCUAGCCCAGGCGGCACCGAGCAGGCCGCACGUCCACGUGUUCGAUGAGGGGGUGGAGGCUAACAUCGAGUUUCGCAGCGAGGUGUCUUGGCCCACUGCAGCCCACAAAAAGCUCCGCACCAACGAUGGCAGCGGCUAUGCUGGCAGCAACGUCGAUGGUGCUGCCGGCGGUCCCGUGUCCUUGCAUGGGACCGACAGCUUAGCCAGUCAAUACCAGGCAGACGUGGACGGACGUGGCGCCUUCAGCGGGGCGGAUAUUAGCAUGGCGGGUAGCGUUAGCGCCUUAACCGAGGACCACGUGCCUGCUAAUGUUGCGAUACAGACCGGCGGGAGCUUGCUUGCAAGCGAUGUGACCUCGGUUCGGGGCCGUGCUCAGGGAGCCGCUGGGGGUCAGGAACAGGUGGCAGCUGGCCGGCACAGCAACGCUCGCUCGGCAAGCCAAGGGAGUCACGGAAGCGGCAAGCGGCGCAUGGAUGAGGACCAAGAAGCGGAUGUCCUUCCACUGCGCAAGCACGUGCCAGCGGCGCCCGUUAUCCAGAUACCCAUGCCGGCGGCAACCUCACAAGCCGCCGCUGUGGGUGUCGAGCCCAGUCUCGGUCUGCCAACCGUUGUCGGUCUUCCGUACGACAACGCCACCUUCAGCGCUGAAAGCGCCGACGAUGACGGCAACAGCAGCGGCGGCGAGGGGGCGUACGGUCAGCGCGUGCUGUCUAUAGCCGAGCUACAUGGCGUGCUUGAGGAGAACCCGCUGCUGGCCCAGAGGCUGUCGCUUGAGCGGGAGCGCACUUGGUGGGAGGAGCGCCCAGCGACGGAUUCCCCAUCCCGGAUCAGCAUCGCUAAGCGGACUCCUCGCCAGCGGAAUGCGGUCAGCGAGGGCAGUGGGAUUGCCGUACAGCGGCGCGUGACGAGCAGCAUGUCGUACUGUGACGCAGACGACAGCAGUACCGCCAGCAGUGCACCUGGUUCACCCGCGCGGGCGUGCGAGGCUGUUGUGAAGGACUAUGAGAUGGGGAACAACGCGCUUCAAAUUCGACCUGUCAAGACCGAGCUACUCAAGGCGCAAGCGGCGAAGCAGGCUGAGGAGCAGCGGGAGCGAGAGUUUGCCCUUGAAAAUGGGGAGCCUGAGGAAGAAGAAGGCAAAGAGGAACUGCCCAUGGCGCCCUUCACGAAUCCAGGGGACCCGAUGAGCAUCAUUAACCUGGUUGCCCACAAGGGACGGCUUCCCGCACGGCCAGCCGUCAUCCAGCUCUCAGAACCGCCCCUGUCGGGCCCGCGCGCUGCGGAGCAGGAGAGCCAAGCUGUACAGACUGACCACGACGUACUGCUGCUUGCCUCCGGGGCGCGGCCGGCCUCUAAAGUGCUGUUGAUACCGGGGCCGCAUGGGACGGACCUUGUUUUCUCCAGAGCGCUGGUGCAACCGCAGGUGGCACAGCCGUCCACGGCUGCCCCGCCCACGAAGGAGCUCCGGGAGAUUGGCGUGGGCGAGGGACACAUCGGCGCAUCCGACCGCGUGGACUCCUCCGCUCAGCAGCUCACGGACAGCUUGCCGCCGUUUGUCUUGCUACCCGCCACCAUGCAUGCAACAGCCAGAGUAACCCCCGCCAACAGCGAGCGUGAAUCUGGCCAAUCGCCGCAGCAGCUGCCAUUGCAGCCACAGCCAUCGAUGCAGCAGCUUGUAGGAGAGGUGCUAGCAGGAGCACCCCAGGCAGAGCCGGCUGGCAUGGCUGGCGCUGAACCCGCUCAGCCAGGGGCGUAUCUUGGGAUGCAGCGUCCCGGUGGUGCUGCGGCGGGGACCGAGGCGUCUGACGGCCAGGGCGGCUGUGGCAGCAACGGUGUUUCCGGGGUGAUGGCCAGUCCUCCCAUGCGUCCGCGCAUGGUGACUUUCCUGGACGAGGUUCAGGGCCCUCCGGAGAGGGUGCGGUUGGCGCCUAACGAGCUGUUCCGGCAGAUGCAGGAUACGCUAAAGACGUAUGAGGAGCUGGAUGCAGCGGAGCUCGAGCUGCAGCAAGUCCAGAACGCGCGUGCGAUUGCGGCUGUGCAGCGCGAGGCUCACCGCAUUGCGCAGCGCUUGGACCAAACAAGCGCUGCGGAGACCCAACUCCAUCUCGUCGCGCAAGUGCAAGCCAACAUGGAUGCCAAGCUGCAAAUGAUGGAGGAAAGCCUCCGUAGUGAAGUGCGCAAAGAGAGCCUUGGCCAGCUCCACAACGUCACCUCCUUGUUCGUGGAGCAGCUGAACCGCAACAAGGUUGUCCAUGCAGCCGUGCAGACCCGCCCCGACUCGCCGCCAGCUCCCAGGCCGGAAAUCGGCGUGCAGGUCGAGCCGUCUGUGGGACGCCUCCCGCUCACAACACAGCCCAGCAACAGCUCACCAGCACCGCAGCAGCAGAGCCCUUCCCUGCGAUCCAACGCAUUGUCGCAAUCACCUCAUGCGUCGCGCUUGCCAGACUCCCCAGCACAGCUGCUGCUGCCGCAAACCUCCUUGAGGGCUAGCCCGGACGUCAGGCCGUUCUCCUUGGGCCAAGAGGUGCUGGGCGGCCGCUCCACGGCUACAAGCAACGCGGCGUCUGACUACACUGCAGAUUUCGAGGAGGAUGGCGGCUUGUCAAACAGUAACGCGGCCUUAGGUCGCACUUCGUCACGCGUCACUUACCGCCAGACCAGCCGUAUCUCAGUGCCGGAAAGCGUCUAUGAGGAGGACGAAGAGGAGGAGGACGUGAUUGAGGAGGAGGACGCUGCGGCGCACCGUUCUCGCCACGCCAGCAGCGCAAUCUCUGUCCCUGAGAGCGUGUCACACUACCAACGCGACCGCAAGCCCUCCCGCGCCACCAUCCGACUUAAGAGCACGGGAUCAAUACCUGAGAGCGUGCCUUCGGAGCGUACCUUGUCACAGAGCCCGCUGCGGCAACAGGCGAGUUCGCUGUCCGUCCCUGAAAGCGUGUACGAUGAGGAGGACCGUCCCAGCCGGGUCCACACACGCUCCGCCCUGCGUCAGGCAAGCACCGUGUCCGUUGCGGAGAGCGUGCGGUCUGAGCGCACUGCGGCUACCUCCACACGUGGGGUUGCCAUCACCGCUCCCGCUGGCGAGCGACACAGCACCCUUACUGUCGCUACAAGCGUUCCCUACUCCUCAAUCGCCGGUGAGGACAGCAAGGCUUCAAGCUCGGUGCAGGAGAGCCUGCCGCAGCCCCAGGCGUCGGGCUCAUUCGGCAACAUCCCAUCCUCCUCCUCGAGGCGGCGCCGUAGCACCGCCGCUGACACGGUAGGCACCAGCGAGCCCAACUACAGCACGGACUUUGACAACGACUACGAGGAGGAUGACGACGGCGUUGCGGAGGAGAUUGCGGAGGGCAGCGUUAGCACGAUGAAGGGGGCUGGUAAUGGCAGCAGUGCGGUUGAUGAGGUGGAAGAGGAACCUUCAGAACCGUCGAACGCAGGGCGGCACCAACAGCAGCAACAGGGCCGGCGCACCGCGACUACGGUCUCCUUCCGAUCGGUGGUAGAGGAGGAGGAGGAUGUCCGGACCGAGCAGCCUUCUAGCUACAGCGAGGAAGCUGAUACUAGCGGGCGGCUUGCAUCUGAGGAGAGCGUUCCGUUGCAGCAGCAGCAGCAGAGGCCUCCACAGAAGCCGCAACAGCAAGGGGCUUCUCGCGGGCAGCACGCAUCUCCCGCAGGGCCCUUGGGUGCCGUGACUGACCCACGGGUCUUGGGCGGCACAGCGAUGGCGGCAGCCGGCCAGCUCAACCUCCAGACGCUUAUCAGCGGAGGCAUUAAGCUGGACGACGCGAUGAUGGCGUGGUUCAUGAGCGAUGCCGAGGCGCGCAUGCGGCAGGAGCUCGAGUUCCUCACGGGCCGUCUGCACACGCUGAACGCGAGCGCGGCGGCCAGGAUGGCGGAGCUGGAGGCCGACCUAACCAACGAGUCGGAUGCGCAGAGGCGGCAUGUCAUCAUGCGGGAGCAGCGCCUGCUGCAGGUCCAACAUGACGCCGAUGCUGCCGACCUCAACCGUCAGAUCAGCGCCGUCAAGGCAGAUUACGCACGCCAGCAGCUUGUCCUGGAGCAAGCCUUCAGGCUCGCCCAGGUGAUCGCCCCAUCCGCUGCUGCCUUCAAGAAGCCCGACACCACAUCGGCAGCCGGCAAGGCGGCAGCCGGCCUCCAGGCCUCCUCUCGAGCCCCGGCUGCCUCCCCAUCCCUUGCAAAGGGCGCCGGCGCCACACCCAAGGGCGCGCAUGCUAACGUGCGUCAGGCCGGGGUGUCGCCGGCAGCGCAGCAGCGGCAUGCCUCUGCUACAUACAGCAGCAUCGUAUCGGAGGAGAAGCCCGUUAAGGAGUCACUGUCCGGCAGCGUCUUGGAGGAGCAGGAUGUACGGCAGCCGGCCUCGGCGUCGGACACGAUCCUCACUGACAGGUCCGGGCAGCGGCGACAAACCGCGUCAAGCAGCGUCCUGGAGGAGAACGUACAAGGCCAUAGCGGCUCGGCGGCUUCUGGGGUUCCUUCUGAGUACAGCGAUGACUAUGAUCCACCAAGCGCCUCGCAAUCUCGGCAAUCUCGGCCCAGCCACCGGCAAACUGGUAGCAUCGUGGCUGAAAUCGAGGAGAGCCUCUCCCAGCGCCGCACCGGGACCUCCGGUGGUCAAUCGCAGUCGGUUAUCAGCGAAGAGGACGCCGACCAGUCGUCAGAAACAGGGGAAGUGAGGUCCAGGGCCAAGCAGCAGCACAGCAGCGGCUCUGUGGCGGUCACGGAGCCCCAGUACAGUGAGGACUUUGCGGACUCGGGCCCUGUCGCGACGGCGCCCCUGCGGUCAGACGCUUCGCAGAGACAAGCAUCCACCAUCUCUCCUAGCGACCAUCUUGACGGCGGUGCUAGUGAGCUGUCAGCCCUGUCUGCGGACCUUGAGCGCAAGCAGGCGGAGCUGCAGCGUCUGCUACGACGGAAGGAGAAGGAGAUGCGGGACCAAGAGCGCAGGGCGAAGCUGCUUGCCAAGCAAGCGGCUGUGGAGGAGCUUCAGAAGAAGCUCGCUGCACUUGAGCAGCGUGAGCGAACGGCGGCAGCAACCGCCGCCGUCCGACCGUUGACCCAUGGGUCGCCAGCCGCAGCAAGGCCUGCCAAGGACCAAAGCAGCAAGCAUACGUCGCAGGCGUCGAUUCCUGACGACGCGGGCUCCACCACGCCUCGUUCGUUACCGGAGGAACCCAGUGAGGGCCCGCUUUCAAUCGCCUCAGAGUCGAGCCAAGACGGCAUGCGGGGCCGCCGUGACCAAUCCAGCGACGGAAGCCGCCGGCACCGCUCUUCCAGCCCCCAAACGGAGGUCACCGAGUCGGUCGCAUACACGGACGACAACGAAAGCGUGACCUCCGCCAGUGUUUCUGAGUCGGCAAGUCAGCGUCAGCAGUCAGACGCGACGACCUCCGGCGUCUCAUCCGAGGAUCGUGCGGCACAUCGUCUACGUGCCUUGCAGCAGGCCAUAGCAGCCAAGGAGAAAGCGUUGCGGCGUCUGCAGCGGGAGGCACAAGAGGAGGAGCUGCAGAGGCGCCUGCGUGACUUGGAGGAGCAGGAGAAGUCCCUGAAGUCCAAGCCCCCGCCCAAGCCGCCAAAGGCACCCGCCGCAGCCGCUCUGGACACCUCGCAGAAGCCUGCCAACAGGAAGGCCGCACCGUCCUACGGCGCAUCAGGCGAUUCCGCGGUCUACUCUGAAGACUUCAACGCCAGUGGCUCUGGUUCUGCCGCCGCCAUCCAUUCCACCUCUUCGGUGCUUGACGAGCUUCCAAAGCAACGCGGCACAGCGGCAGGCUCUGGGUCGCGCUCUGCGUCUGUGGCGGAGGAGUACAGCAGCCGUAGCUUUGCCACGGACUCGGGAAGUGCACCGAAGUCGGCGCAUGGGCAGGGUGGCCGCAGCAGCUCGAUUCCGGAGGAUGAGGCCAGUCGUGGCGCCUCCGGCGUUUCAAGGUCCAGCGGUGGAGCUGUCAGCAGCAGCCAGGGCAUCAGGUCUGCAGGGCACGGCAGCACGUCGGGUUCGGCAGAUGUGUACGAGGACAGCUUUGAGGCUCCGAGCACGCAUGGCGGAUCCCCGCACGCGAGUGGGAUCCAGGAGGAGGCCAGCUUUGGCGGCAAGACAAGCAGCGAGAGCCCUGCCGGUGUGACCUUGGACCCCAUCCGUGAAGAGGAGGAUCCCCAGAGCGCCUCUGUCCGCUCGUCAAGCCGCCUCGCGGCCUCCCGCGCCAGCGGAUUGGUGCCUGAUGAAGUGGAUGGCCCUUCAACUGUCGGGCGGUCUGCGGACGGCGGCUCUAGCGAUGAAGGUACUGACAGCGGUGACAUUGAGGAAGACCAGGUGGACGCCAUGGACGACGUUGGUGACGACCUGCAAGCUGACGUGUCUGCUGAGCCCAGCGCGCAGAGCUUGGAGGUCUCUGUCGCCGAGCCGUCAGUCUCGCAGGAGUCCAGCCUGCACAACGUGGCGUCGGUUCAGGAGUUCUUCACCACCGCCGAAGUCAACAGCCCAUCCGUUGCGCCCAGCAUCCAUAGCGCGGAGUUGGCCGGGCGGUCCGGUUCUGCGGUGACGGCCGACGGCAGCCAGCAGGGAUCGCUGUCGGUCCGGGAGUUCAUGACCACGGCUGACGCCCUGGGUGCCUCAGUGGCUCCCAGCAUCCACAGCUCAGACCUCGUCGCGGCGCCACCGGCUCAGCCGCCUGCAGCCAGCCUUGGCGCUAGUCUCUACGAGUCUAAUGCAUGGGAGCAGGAAAGCCUACCCAGCUCUGAGGAGGAGGAGAAACGGGAGCAGGAGGAGGAUGACGAGCCUAUUGUCCUGGAGCAGCGCAGCCUCUCUUCUUCCUCUGGUGGUGAUGAUGACAACGAUGAGGUGGAGGAGGAAGAGGAGGAGGAGGCCUACGUGAUUGAGCAGCCAGACCUUGGUUCCAGCUCCGAGAGCAUGCAGGAGUCGAGUGCCUUGGAGCACCCAGGUGCUCCGGCGGGUGUCACGGACGACAGCAACGUCUACAGCGCAGACGUUGCGGACACGGGCCUUGAGGACAAUGGUGGUUCCGGUGUCACGGUUGAGGGCGCCGAGGUGGAGGAGCUGGAUGUGGAGUACAGCGUUGCGGAAGAGGAUGAGGAGGUUUCGACGCAAGCCGUCUCGGUUGCGGGCGCCAGCCAGGACGUUGUCAGCGAUCUGGCAGGCAUGCCUGGCAACCAAUCCUCGGCCUCGGGUGAUGUGGUGGACGAUGUGGCUGUGCAGCAGUCUGCUGUUAGCGCAGCAACGGGCGCCUCACCAGAAGUCGAGGACCUCGACGAUUAUGAGCUCGACUUCCAGGCUUCCGCAAUUGAGGCGGAGGAGGUCGUGCAGUCCUCCCUGCAGUACGUGUCCUCUAAAUCCUCCUCCUCUGUGAGUGGAAGCCGGCAGUCUGCCGCGGACAUCGCCACCACCAUGUCCAUCAAGGCUGGGUCCGCGCAGUUGCCGCAGCAGGCAUCCCUCUUGUCCGUCGCGACCUACGAUGAGGACUUUGAAGCGAGCGAGCCGUCGGAGGCAGUACUCUCAGGCCAAGCUGUAGUCGAGCGCACUGGUCUGAGCGCCGUUGAGGAGGAAGGCGACACCGAGCUGCGCCAGGAUGCGUCAGCAAGCCUCGCGGUGCGAUCCUCCCUACGCGAGGUCGCCUCCAACUCCUCCCUGGGCGCCAGCAGGCCCUCCGCAGCCGAUAUUGCGACCACCGGCUCCAUCAGGGCGGGUUCCGUGUCCAUGCAGCAGCAGGCUUCGGUUGUCUCCACAACAGCGUACGAUGAGGACUUUGAAGAGGGCGAGGUGUCGGAGGCAAACCUCACCGGUGCUGUAGCAGCGGAGCGGACCAGCCUAAGCGUCGUUGAUGAGGAGGGCGACACCGAUAACCGCCAGGACGGCUCCACGCUGGUGGUGCAGUCCUCCCUGCACGAUGUGAGCUCGGGGUCCUCUCUCGGCGCGAACCAGCGUUCAGGUGACGGAGACCUGGCGGAGACAGCCGCCACCUCCAUCAAGGCUGGCUCCCUCUCUCCACAGCAGCAGGCCUCUACCGUGUCGAACGCGACGUAUGAGGAGGAUUUCGAGGAGGGCGAACCGUCCGAGGUCCAGCUGACAGGCCCAACCGUGAUGGAGCGGACGACCCUCAGCGUCGUGCAGGAGGAGGGCGAGACGGAGCUCCCGCAGGAGCCAACAGGCUCACGGCUGUACUCGGAGGAUUUCGCCUCGGCAAGCACCCUCCUGCCCGCCGCCGCAUCCGGGGUAUCAGCCGCCCCGGCUGCUGCUGCCGCCACUGCCCCGACUUCCGCCGCCCCCGCCACCCAAAGCCCGCUGGCAUCUUCCGUGGAAAGCGCCGCUGAGGAUGUUCUGGACGACGUCGAGGUUGACUACGCCGAGGGAGACGAGGGCGAGGACGAUGCGGAGGAGGAGGAAGAGACGUACGGCACCGACAAGUUCGAGUCAGCCAGCGGAGCACCCAUGGGUCCGGUGCUGCAGGCGUCCACUGUGGGCAUGGAGGUCAGCCAGCGCUACGGCCCCGCCUCCAACAGCACCUCCGCGGCCUACAGUGCCGACUUUCCGGAGACUGCGGAGCAGGGUGAGGAGGCGGAUGCGGAGGCAGCUGAUAGCUACGGCGAGGUGUCGAGUGAGAUGCCUGCCAAGUCCUCUAUCUUGUCUGCACGUGCUCCUGACGAAGCAGCUGACAGCGGUGUUGGUCGGCAGACGGCUGGUGUUGACAACGAGUCAGCAGCGCCAGCGGCACCAGUGCUCGAUUCAGGCAAGUCCGCUGCUGCGGAAGCCGCGGGCCGCAGCGCGACGGAGUCAGGGUCUGUGUUCUCAGUGGACGAGGAGGCCAUCUCGUCGGCAGCGCUGUCCUCUGAGCAAUCCUCGGGGAUGCCACCCAUGGCAGCCGUGGCGCAACCGGACAUCUCGGAGCCGGCGGCGGGCCCCGCGGCAGCUGUGGACCGCAGUGUACCAGCCAUUAGUGGCAGGCCCUCGGAAAGCAUGGACGCCUAUGGCGACGACUACUCGCGCGACUUUACGGGUCUAAGCGGUGACCUCGAGACGGAUGCUGCCAACCGAACCUCCGCUCCUGCGAUGCUGCUGGAUACAGCAGACUCCGCCAGUCAGCAACGGAAGGAGGCACAAGAGAACGCAGCGGCGUCUGGAUUGGGUGAAGACGACUUGGCUGAGGAUGUGGAGGAAGACCUGGAUGUGUCGGGUUCGGGCUUGGGCGGUCAGACAUCCUUCACUGGGGAGCCCUCAGUGGCUGCGCUCACAACACCCGAGGUAGCACGGCGUCCGUCGGCCUCUGCCGUGGCUGCCGAGGGGUCGACCAGCGGGAUCAGCGAAGAGGAGAGCGGCAUGAUUUCGGUUCCACGCGGCCGUGGCAUUCGGCAGACGCGCAAGAUUGAGUCCCGAGCGUGGCGCACCCAGGAAUCGUUGCUUGCGGAGGAGGAAGGGGCCGAGGGCGAGUUGGACCUGGUUGACAUGAGCAUGGUUACGGGAGAAGGCAGCGGCUUGCUGGAGAUGCUCGGGGCUGACCUGAUUGAAGCUGCGUCGGGGGAGAUCCUCACACCCAGCACCAGCCUCCGCAGCCGAGCAGUCGGCGAGCUCACGAGCGGCACCUCCUCGGCUUCCCUGGCGGCUCAGCUGCGACCCACCGCCUCCUUCCGCCUUGCCACGUUGCGGGAAAGCCAGGCAUACGAGGGCGAGGAGCCCGAGGUCACCAGCGGGACCAGAGCUCCACCUCCCGAGCCCGAAGCCGAGACCCUAGGGGGCAAGGAUAAGGCUGAAGCUGUGUCUGGCGGCCGCGGCGACGAGGAGGAAGGCGGCCAGCGGUCCUUGGAGGCCGAUGACGUGGUUGAGGAUGUAGCUGAUGUUGUUCCAGAAGGCAGUUUCGACGGCGAUGCUGAUGAUGCGGAGGAGUACCCCUUCAAGCGGCAACCUCCCGUGGAGGUGUCCAAGCCAGGGGAGCGGGCAGCGGUGCCCCUGGAGUCCUCUCCUGAGACGGGAGCAGCGGUAGCAGCAGCGGCAGUUGGGCAGGCGCCUGGGGCCGGCGCUGAGGGUGCAGCGAGCGGCGGAGAGUCGGGCUUGCAGUCCAGUGAGGGCUUCGAAGCCCCCGCCAGCGAGGACAGCGGCGGGCGGCAGUCGGUGGAGGAGUACGACGUGUACACGAGCGCCGCCCUGGCUGCCGAUGACUCGGAUGACUUGGCGCAGUAUGCGGCUGCUUUCGCGUCGCAAGCCAUCGGUGUCGAAGGCGACGAGGACGCCCCGGCUGACGUGUCCGGUGGCCUGGCCUCCGGGCUUUCUGAAGACCUCGGGCAGUACACGGUCCCCGUGCAACCGGAUUCGGAGGAGGAGACUGAAGAAGGCCAAGCGCCCGUGCCGUCAGCGGCUGAUGUCGCCACCGCGGCCUCCCAGCAGCCGCAGCCGGAGCUCGAGCCAACGCCAUCAGUCGGGGCGACGGAGGUGGUGGAUGAAGACCUCGAGGUCGCCGAUGAGGUGUCCGAGCUCCCCGGCAACGGCCCGUUCUCCGUGGACGAGAGCAGCGACCGCUUCCCAGUCCUCAUGCCUUCAACCAGCGUCGGUACACCCUCGCACCCGCACCUGCCACCUGCUGCCAUGAAGCGCGAGGAGGCCCCGUUUGGGGCAAGCGCGGCAGCACCGCAGCAGCCCGAUACCGCAGGUCCGCCAGAAGUGAAGGUGAGCGCCGGCGACGAGCCGUCCUCACCCACCGUGUCCUCCCCUGCGUCGCGCCAGAGCAGCCGUGGCGGCUUGCCAGAGGAAACCAGCCUUGGGCCGCUGCCGCGGUCAGGUCUGGUGGCGGGAGAAGAGGACGAGGAUGCCCAGGGGGGCCUGGAGUACCGUGCAGUCUACCAGCCUGAGCAGAAGACCCAGGCGACCGUGCCUCCUUCUGCUGCCGAGGAUUCCGCCGCCGAAACCCCAUCCGCUUCACCUCGCCAUGAGGUUGACUCUGGGGCCGUCGAGGCGCGAGAGGGCGCCGAACCAAAGAGCAAUUACUUGGAGGAGCUGCGGGCUUUUGCCGGAUCGGAUGAGGACGAGCUAGAGGAGUUUGGGAGCGGGCAUCUGGCGAGUAGGGGGCUCUCAGCCGCCACCCUCGCGCCCGCCGUGCAGGCCCUGCUCAACCAGCCGGAUGCCGAACCAGACGUCCCCAAGGGUGACUUUGAGUCCGAGAUUGCGGAGAUGCUGGCUGCGUCACACUCCAAAUCUCGCCUUGUCUCACCCUACCAGUCGCGGGACCUGGGUGGCGAGCCAGGAGCGCAAACGCCCGAGGCCACGACGCCCUUCUCCCUCUCGGCACGGCCCUCCAUGGCUGGAACACCUGAGCCGGCGUCAGACAGCAAGGACGAUCUGGUGGACCAGAUCACCGAGUUGACUGCCAAGGAGCUUCUGACCGAUGCCGUGGAGACUAUGGUGAGCCUUGCCGAGCUCCGCGCCGCCGCUCCUGCAGCCUUCAGCACCCAGCCUGCCGACUCCGCCUUCCUCACCGCAACGACUGUUGCCGCCAUUGCUUCGCUGUCGCCCUCACCAAGCCCGCCCCUGCAAGACCGCCGCAUCUCCGCAGGCGGCGAGGCGUCCAUCAGCAUGAGCAUGGACGACCUGGAGGGUGACAUUGAGCUUGACAUUGAGCAAGAGGACGAGGAGGAGGUCCUCGACCUGCCCAGCCCGCUCCAAAGCGACAGUGGCUCCCUGGGAUCGCCCUCGCGACCCGCCUACGAGCCGCCGGGCCCAUCCAACCUGUCAUCCCCAUCCACGGGCACCCACCACCACCACCACAGUGCUGCUCCGGAACUGGCGCCCGAGCAGUCGGACAUGGCACUUAAUAACGCCAAUGACACGGACGCCUCGGCGAGUGGGGGCGCUGGCCUCACCAGCGAGGAAGAUGACGGGUGGGGAGGUGACUAUGAUGUGGAGGACCCUGACUGGAAGCCUGACUUGGACGGCUACAUCUCACCAGAGCUUGACCGACGUGUCAUUGAGCGCGAGAACGCGCCGGCUGUCGCCACCACCACCGAGGCAGUGGCGGAGUAUGCGGAACACGUGCUACAGGAGUUCAUGCAGAACCGGCCCGAGUUCCUGGUGGCGGGUGCUGAGCCGCUGCGGCUGGAGGGCUUCCUGGACCAGGAGCGCCGGCUGGCGGACGCCAGUGAGGCGCAGCACAUCCACAACAAGAUGGUGUACGACGCAAUCAAUGAGGCGCUGCUGGCCAUCUACCGCUCAGCUAACCGGGUGCAGAGCCCGCCCUGGCUCAGCACCAGCCACAUCGUGAAGCCGCUGCCCAGCCCGGAGGACAUGGCGGCGCUAGUCCAGAAGCAGCUGCGGGACUGGUCGGCCAUGCGCAUGCGGGACGCGACGGAGACCGACAAGGUACUCGCUGCGGACGCGCAGGAGGACGAGCGCGCGUGGUGCGACCUAGCCGCGGAGGAGGCGGAGGUGCAGCGUGAGGUGGCGGAGCUCAUCUGGGACGGGCUGGUGGAGGAUACGGCAGCGGUGCUUUCGGAGCUGGAGGGCCUGCUGGGAGGGACGACAUCGGGGGGGGCUGCUGCCUCGUCAGCAUCCGGGCCAGCGGGGCGGCGGCGCAUGGAAACACUGCGCCCUACCCGUUUGUUUGAAAGUUUUGAAAGUGUUUGAGGAUGGUGAUGGGUUUUUAUGUGUUGAGUACAUGACACGCCGACGCCGGAUACUGAACUGCUUGUGAGGGGCAAGAUGUGAGCUUGCAUGCGCGUGAGGAUUGACGUGCGUAAAGCGACAAUGAUUGGGAAUGAAUGUGUGGGAAACGAACGAGAAUUGCUUCCUUUGAACUGAUGAGGAAUGUUAAACAUUGUUCUUUCCUGUAGCCCUUUGUCUGAGUGGCUAUGUCUAUCGAUUUCGACGGUUGGCGUUCCCUUCGCAUGUAUUACCAACCCUACCGUACAUAGCAUGGCGUCUGUGAUACCCCAGCGGCUUGUGACUACAUUACACGCGUGUGUCAUGAUAAUGCUACGUACCGGCGACAACUUAUUGACUAGGUUUCAUAACUGCUAUUACGCGUGUGUUGUUGUGGCCCUGCUUGGCCACACGUAAUGCCGCCUGGUCGACAUGGUUUGGGGGCGGAGUACUGGACAAUGCAAACAUGGAACUGAUGACGGGUCUUUCCAGGCAAAGCCAUUGUAACGGGUGGAUUGGCAACCCUGUACGCGUGGUGCGCCUGUGACGACCAGUACGGCAACUACGGGUCUCGAAAGAGUAGCAAACACGCUGCUUCAGUGCAUGGACGAUGGGG